Molecule: messenger RNA, 801 nt
Organism: Fusarium graminearum PH-1
Lineage: Eukaryota; Fungi; Ascomycota; Sordariomycetes; Hypocreales; Nectriaceae
Exons: 1
Coding region: 1-801 (266 amino acids)
Source: RefSeq, a predicted model, not a curated record
AUGUUGUCCUACUCUUGCAAUCCUUCAGCAACUCCUCCCUCUGGCAAGCCCUCCUCUUGGACAUGGCGAUGCCGCCACUGCAAUUCGACCUGGAGGCUCGCCGUCGCCCGGCGCUGUCUCCGCUGCCUCAAGACCAAGACCGUGGGUGGCAUCAACAUGAUCGGUCAUUCUCGCACAAGCCCGGAAAGACGCCGACAUUGCAUUAAGAAGCAUCGCGGCACCCGGCCAGCUGAGAACCACGACUACGACUACUGGACCGUCCACAACGACUGGCGACGCUUCCGCUCCGCAUACAAUGCCAACCCCGAGGAGUGGAAACAACAGAACAAGAAGGAUCUCGCUGGACUGAGAGGCGAGAAGCGCCGGGUCAUGAAGACGCAGAUUGAGACCAAGCGACGUACCGAAAUAACACAGCAGCGCCUGGAGCGAAUGAUGAGCAACACACACAACUGUGAGAUCGACUGCGACUACCCAAGCCAGUGUCACUCGGAAAGAUUUGAAGCAUUCAUGAACAGACCCGACGAGGUGAUCGCUGGCACAAUGGCCAUGGGGAUUCCAGUGUACGGCGAAGACGGCGAGGAUGUCGGCAAACUUCCUCUGUGCGGCCUUGUCCCAGAAUUUGAUCAAGAAAUCACAGGCUCAGAAGAUCUUGACAACGAAGAUGAAAUCCUUGCCGCCUAUGAAGACGAUGAAAAAGACGACUGGUUCGCAGCAUCCCAGAUUUCUCCCGACAGCAGUGAUGAGGACGAAGGGGAACAAGGAGAGGAGCGUGACGACGAUGAGGACACCGCGGACUGGUGA